AUGGCAUGUGAACUCCAUGAACUGGAGACCACUAUCUUGCCGCAGUUCGAGUUGAUGAUUGAAGCAGCAAACAAGGGAAACCACAGGCCCAAGUUGGACAAAUGGCUUCAGGAACUCAAAGAAGCAUUCUACCUGGCUGAAGAGUUGCUGGAAGAGCAUGAGUACAACCUCCUCAAACGCAAAUCAAAGGGGAAGGAUUCCCUGCCGGCCGAUGCCUCCUUCAUCAGCAAAACUUUGAUGAAGCCUCUCCAUGCUGCAUCAAGCAGGCUAUCAAAUCUGAGCUCUGAGAACAGGAAGCUACUUCGCCAGCUAAAUGAACUGAAGGCUACCCUGGCAAAAGCCAAAGUCUUCCAUGAACUGCUACCAGCAGGUUAUAAUGUAGAGAGCUCCACCAUACCAACAGCUAUUGUUCCUGAUACCACAUCACUAGCUCCUUUGAAAGUGAUUGGUCAUGACAAGGACUGUGACCAUAUAAUAAAUUGUCUUACCAAGAUAGCCGCUACAGCUAAGUUUAGUACAACUAUGUACUCGGGUUUGGCCAUUGUUGGAGCUGGAGGCAUGGGGAAGUCUACACUAGCACAACUUGUCUACAGUGACAAAAGGGUAAAAGAAUGUUUUGAUGUGAGAAUGUGGAUAAGCAUCUCACGCAAACUUGAUGUGCGCCGUCAUACACGUGAGAUCAUCGAGUCUGCCUCUCAGGGGGGAUGCCCACAUAUUGAUAACCUUGAUACUCUACAGCGUAAGUUGAUCGACAUACUGCAAGAAUCAAAGAAAUUUCUACUCGUGUUGGAUGAUGUUUGGUUUGAACCUGGCAGUGAGAGGGAAUGGGACCAACUGUUAGCUCCUCUAGUUUCUCGGCGGGAUACAUUUCCAGCUGCUCUUUGCUGUGAAGAAGUGUGCCCAUUGAAAAACAUGGAAGAUGCUCAGUUCUUGGCACUCUUCAAACACCAUGCAUUCUCUGGGCCAAAUAUUGGGAAUCCGCAGCUGCGUAGAAGGUUGGAAGAUUUUUCAGAGAAAAUUGGUGAAAGGCUUGGACAAUCUCCUUUGGCAGCAAAAGUUGUGGGUUCCCAGUUGAAAGGGAAAACAGAUAUAUCUGCAUGGAAAGAUGCUUUUACUAUAAGGAUUGACAAAUUAAGUGAGCCCAUGAGAGCUUUGUUGUGGAGUUAUGAGAAAUUAGAUCCAUGUCUGCAGAGGUGCUUCCUAUAUUGCGGCUUGUUUCCAAAAGGCCACAUGUAUGUCAUUGAUGAGUUGGUCCCACUUUGGAUGGCGGAGGGCCUUGUUGAUUCGUGCAACCAAGACAAGAGAGUUGAAGAUAUUGGGAGGGAUUGCUUUUAUGGAUAA
This is a messenger RNA of Aegilops tauschii subsp. strangulata, 1341 nucleotides long. Its product is annotated as putative disease resistance protein At3g14460. The record is from RefSeq and is a predicted model, not a curated record. Lineage: Eukaryota; Viridiplantae; Streptophyta; Magnoliopsida; Poales; Poaceae. Gene Ontology annotation, molecular function: ADP binding. Gene Ontology annotation, biological process: defense response to other organism.